AUGUCAAGCUUAAAUUGGAGGAAUUUGUUUAGACAAACAAGUCAACUUCAGUUUAAAGCUCAAGACAACUACACACUCAAUGUUAGAAAGAAAACAAAAGUGAAAAAGCAAGAACACGUGAAGCUUAUUUGGAUCCGGAUCAAUAGGCGGGAGAUCUAUGCGCAAUCCGUAGGCGUCUGCUACGGACAAAACGGCAACAAUUUGCCAUCGGCACAAGACGUUGUCCAACUCUACAAAUCCAAUGGCAUCGGAAGGAUGAGAAUAUAUGCGCCAGAUGGGGCAACUUUGAACGCCCUUAAAGGAUCCAACAUAGAGCUUAUACUUGACGUUCCGAAUGCUAACCUUCAGUCCCUGUCAGCAGACUACUCGGCGGCAGUGCAAUGGGUCCAAAACAACGUGGUAGCCUAUUCCUCGGACGUCAAAUUUCGCUACAUUUCAGUGGGGAACGAGGUCGAUCCCAACACCGAUACUGCCCAAUAUGUUAAUUAUGUUCUCCCAGCCAUGCAAAAUGUUUACAAAGCGCUUGGAGCCGCCAACUUGCAAGGCCAAAUUAAGGUUUCAACUGCCGCAUACAUGGGACUUAUAGGCGUCUCGUACCCUCCUGCGAAUGGUGCUUUUAAGGAUAACGUCAAGUCCUUCAUACAGCCAAUCAUCAGCUUUCUUGUCCAAAACAAUGCUCCGUUGCUAGCCAAUAUCUACCCGUACUUCGCCCGCAGUGAUAACCCGAGCAGUGUCCCCCUUGAUUAUGCCUUGUUCACAGGCCAACCUAAUGGUGCAUACACAAAUCUGUUUGAUGCCAUGUUGGAUGCUUUCUACUCUGCUGUUGAGAGUGAGGGUGGAUCUAAUAUGGAAAUUGUUGUGUCGGAGAGUGGAUGGCCUUCAGCCGGAGGUGCAGACGCAAGCGUGGCUAAUGCACAAACUUACUACAGCAAUUUGAUAAAACAUGUUAAGGGAACGACAGGGACCCCAAAGAAGCCUGGGAAGGCUAUUGAAACUUACCUCUUUGCCAUGUUUGAUGAGAACCAGAAAUCAGGGGCUGAGACCGAGAAACAUUUUGGCCUUUUCAGUCCAGACAAACAGCCUAAAUACCAGCUUACUUUCAAUUGA
Molecule: messenger RNA, 1107 nt
Organism: Thlaspi arvense
Lineage: Eukaryota; Viridiplantae; Streptophyta; Magnoliopsida; Brassicales; Brassicaceae
Source: the annotation of a GenBank genome assembly